Molecule: messenger RNA, 2634 nt
Organism: Acanthoscelides obtectus
Lineage: Eukaryota; Metazoa; Arthropoda; Insecta; Coleoptera; Chrysomelidae
Source: the annotation of a GenBank genome assembly
GGAAAUUUGGACAAGUGAACAUCGCGCGGCAAUUCCCCUACUCGGUUCUAAAGCGAUUUGUGAAUUUACACUUUUGUAUUUUGACUGUGUAGGCACGUAAGUGUAACUAAUACCAAUAAAAACUAGAAAAUAAAAUGAAAUGAAUUUUCCAUACCAAAAAACCCUUAAAGAUGAAUAUUCCAAUAAUUUUGCUCAUAGUUGUAGGUACAUCAUAAUGUGGGGAAAAUUUGUUUUUGGCUUGUUUUUUGCGUAUUCUUUCUUAGCUAUAGACAGUAUGGUCUGUAACAGUCAGUCCAUCAUUGACCAGCAGAAGAUUAAAAUGGUUGGAUAUAUUGUGCGAUCAUACUCUAGCGAUAAAUACCAAUGCAGUGUCCACGAAGAGCAUCAGUGGCUGCAGAGGAACAUCGACAGCGGCAAGAUGAGCUUUCUUGACAGGAGGUACGUCAUUUGCGGACCCGAACCGCACGAACCUUUGCCCGCAGAGAACGUCGGACAGAUCUUCUAUAGGAAUCUGAUAAAUGCACCCAAGGAUCUCAAGAUUAUGGUGGACAGCAAGAGUGGCAAAGCUGUGACAGCUCGAGAUCUCCUAGAAGAAUCUUGCAACCUUGCAGAAGCCUUGAGACGUCAUGGGUGCCAACCAGGCACUCCAGUAUCAAUCUGCAGCGAAAACACACUGAAAUUCUUCAUACCAGUGGUUGCUUCUUUUAUGGCGGGCACUGUUUUGGUGCCUCUGAACCACAUCUACACCACAGAAGAGCUCAAGCAUUCCCUAAGUAUUACUCAACCGAAGAUAGUAUUCUGCUCGAAAAAAGCGCUUCCGAAAUUCAAAAAACUGCAACGCGAAGUGGCGUUCAUCGAAAAGUUCGUCGUGCUGGACAACGGAGACCGAGGCGACGACGUAUUCAGCUUGAACGGUUUCGUAUCCAAAAUGCUGAACGGCAACAGGUUGGUACCGGAGAACUUCACGCCUUUUGACGGCGAUCCCAAGGAACACGUCGCAUUGGUGCUUUGCUCCUCCGGAACCACGGGCUUGCCGAAAGGGGUGAUGCUGACGCAUUUCAAUGUGGCUACAAGGAUCGUACAGGCUAGAGACCCUCGCUACUUGUCCCACAACAACGUAGUCCUCGGUCUGAUGCCGUUCUACCACGCGUACGGCCUCUAUUUCGGCAUCACCUCGAUCCUCAACCACCACCUCACCGUGAUGAUCGACAGGUUCGACGAGGAUUCCUUCCUCAAGGCGAUCGAGAGAUACCGCAUUUCGGUGGUGCGUGUAACACCACCUUUAGCGAUCUUCCUUGCCAAGACGAAGAAGUUGGACCAGUAUGAUCUGUCUUCCGUCGCCGAGAUAUUCUGCGCAGGCGCGCCGCUCAGCGCGGAGACUGAGAUCGAACUCAAGAAAAGGCUGAACAUUAAAACUAUCCAUCAAGCUUAUGGUUGUACAGAAGGCACCUUGGCGUUGACGAUCAUGGACAAAGACGUGUACAGGCCAGGGUCUUGUGGACAAGUGAUCACCUACAUGUGCUGUACGGUCAGAUGUCCAGAAACUGGACACGUUUUAGGGCCUCGCCAAGUCGGUGAGCUUUGCUUCAGAGGGCCGUUGGUCAUGAAAGGUUACUACAAAAAUCCACAAGCUACAAAGGAGUCUUUCACUGCCGAUGGAUGGUUACGAACUGGAGAUCUAGGAUAUUACGAUGACGAAAAUUAUUUCUAUAUCGUGGAUAGACUCAAGGAGCUGAUUAAGUACAAAGGAUAUCAGGUAGCGCCAGCAGAGCUCGAAGCAAUCCUCCUGAAGAAUCCCAAAAUAUUGGACGCGGCUGUCGUAGGUCUACCAGAAGAAAUGGUAGGAGAGCUGCCUUUAGCGUUCGUCGUUUUGAAACCAAGAGAAGAAGCUACCGCGGCGGAAUUGCAACAGUAUGUUGCUGAACAUGUGUCACCCCAAAAAAGACUGAGGGGUGGUAUAAUUUUUACAAAGUCGAUACCGAAGAAUCCCAGUGGAAAAAUACUAAGGAAGAAUUUGAAGCAACAGCUAAAGGAUUACAAACCGAUUUUGGAGUCGAGACUUUGAAUCUACGGGGCGUCCUAAAAUAUACCUAGAAUAAGCGGUGUCAAUUUUUCGAAUACAAGCAGAAGUAGUAAAUAAUGCGGCAUGUUUAUUUCGAGAUGUCUUAAAGAUACGAAUAGGCGACCGAUAUUUGGUUUUUUAAAUUUUGUUUUUUUUUUGUAUGAGUUUAGACGAUUGUCCAAAUAUUCUGGGACGCCCUGUAUAAUAUACGUUUGUGGAUGUGAUACAAGCGAAUUUUCUGAUGUAAUUUAUAUUAAACGUUGUUUUUGUUACGAAUGUAUAUUGAAUCAAUAUAUAUUAUCAUACAUUGUUGAAAAAAUAUACGCAGUUUUCGAAAAAAAUGUUCUAUAAACUGUCAUUUUAGUUUCCACUCCAGAGGUCUGAUAAAAAAUAGUACAUUACAUACCUAGGUUGAGGAGUGACUCAGAAAUAAAAACUAUUGCAAAAUUCCGAUAUGUUGUCAUAUUGAAAUUAUACUGUAAAUUAUUUUGAAAUCCCCAUCUCAAGGUCAGGAAAAAAUUAAGCCGUUUUUGGAAAAAAAUUAUGGAAAUAUUUUGAAUUUCGCAACUUUC